Naegleria fowleri is the source of this 978-nucleotide messenger RNA. RefSeq lists its product as uncharacterized. The record is from RefSeq and is a predicted model, not a curated record. The transcript is spliced from 3 exons. NCBI's taxonomy places the organism in Eukaryota, Heterolobosea, Eutetramitea, Acrasida, Naegleriidae. The coding region runs from base 1 to 978 and encodes 325 amino acids.
AUGACAAGCAUUAAUUUUGAAGCGUUGUAUCAAGAAGAGAGAAAGAAGGCAUUCGCUCAGAUCAAGAAGAGCAACAAGAAAAAUUCCGAAUCUUCCACCUCAUCCAAGCCUUUGAGUGAUGAUGGUGAUAGCAGUAUAUUCCGAAAGAGGAUUAAAAAGAUUGAUUUAUUAAACUAUAAAUUGGACAUAGGAAUUGAUUCUAUUUAUUAUAUCGGAGAGUUUAUUUCGAUAGAGGAAGAAAAGGCAUUAGUGGAUGCCAUUUAUCGAGAUGAUGAUGAUGAUGGGAAGAAGGAAUUAAAUUAUGGAGAAAAGAAAUUCUUGGGUUUCACUGAGCAAAAGAAGAUUGAAAAAUUUAGGAGGAGUUCCUCACCCGAGUGGCAUGUGCUCUAUCAAAGUGGAUUAGAUAUUGAACAAUUUGUGCAACAAGAUGAAGAACCAUCAUUAAUGGAAUCACAGGAUAGUGUCCAUCCAGUACUCUACAAUCAAAGUCAUCAUCUGAAAGAAACAGCUCGAUACAAUCAAGUUCUUUUAAACGAAUAUCAAUGUGGAAAAGGAAUUCGACCUCACAAGGAUGGUCCUCUCUAUUUGGAUGUUGCUCUCGUUUUAUCACUUCAAUCCACAUGUCUUAUUGAUUUCUAUGCAGAAAAACCAAAAACAGAAUUCGAGGAAAUUCCAGAAAAUAUUUCAUGCAGUGUAUUUCUUCAACCUCGAUCUUUAUUAAUAUUUUGUGGAAAGGCCUGUACAGAUUAUUUUCAUGGCGUUCGAGAUUCUGAUAGAGAUGAAAUUGAUGCUUCCAAAUGUAUGAACAUGAGUCAAGCAAAUGUUGAGCAUGCACAACUCAUUCCAAGAGGUCCAACUCGUCUCUCAUUGACCAUAAGAAAAGUCAGACAUGUGGUGUCUGAAAAAGUAUUCACCAGCCACGAAGCAGAAGAAAUUGAGAGAAGAAGAAAGUGGUGGGAGCAAGCGAUCGAUAAUUAA